This is a messenger RNA of Anopheles cruzii, 709 nucleotides long. RefSeq names its product adult cuticle protein 1-like. Bases 123 to 509 code for a protein of 128 amino acids. NCBI's taxonomy places the organism in Eukaryota, Metazoa, Arthropoda, Insecta, Diptera, Culicidae. The record is from RefSeq and is a predicted model, not a curated record. The transcript is spliced from 2 exons.
GCCUGAUAUAAAUAGACGACACUGCGGUCCAGCUCUCAUCAGAUUCUGAUCUGCAGUGUCAAACGAAACAAGUGAAAAUCCCAAUCCGACAGCCGUUCCCUCAGCUCUACAGGACCCCAGCAAUGAAGUGUAUCGUUGCCCUUGUGCUCGCGGCCACGCUGCUGGUCGCAGCCGAAGGAGGACUCCUCCCGUGGGUGCUUCCGCCCGGGUUCGCAAUCGCUGCGCCGGCCGGCCUUGCCCUUCCCGGAGCGACCGUAAUCCAGUCUAAUCCGCCGGCGACCGUCCUUGCCCUGGCCCCAGCCCCACACCCGAUUGCGCUCGAUGUUUCCGGUGCGCCGACCCUCGUCUUGGCCCCGGCUCCGGCCGCCCCAGCCGUUGUUGCUCUCGCUCCUGCCCCGGCGGCUACGGCCGUUUCUGCCACUCGUGGCGCCGUCCACGUUGCGCCCCUGCCCGGACAUUCCGUUUCGCAGACCCAGCUCAAUCUGGCCCCAGCCCCUGGAACCGAGUAACGCCACCCGAACCCGAACAGCUUACGCCAAAGGCUGGCGCGUACCGUGAGGAUCUGUCGGCUUAGUCAACGCUUCGCUCGCCCAUCGCCGACACAACCUCCGGGCGCUGCCGGCUCCAGUCUAAACCUCUGCCAAUCCGCCACUCCGAUGUAUCUGACCGAUACGCACAAAUAAAUGCAAGCUCGAAAGCCAAACCAAGA